This is a messenger RNA of Hordeum vulgare subsp. vulgare (domesticated barley), 1269 nucleotides long. RefSeq names its product R3H domain-containing protein 2-like. Gene Ontology annotation, molecular function: protein dimerization activity; nucleic acid binding. The transcript has 5 exons. Lineage: Eukaryota; Viridiplantae; Streptophyta; Magnoliopsida; Poales; Poaceae. The coding region runs from base 1 to 1269 and encodes 422 amino acids. The record is from RefSeq and is a predicted model, not a curated record.
AUGGCGGCCGCACCAUGGAAGAAGAUGGUGGGGCGGUACGAGGUGGGGUGGACCAUCGGGCACGGGUCGUUCGGCAAGGUGAAGUUCGCCGUCGACGCCGACACGGGCGUCCCCGUCGCCAUGAAGGUGCUCCUGCUCUCCGCCUCCUACGCCGUCGCCGCCGACUUUGACUACUGUAGUGAGCGCUCCGAACUCUCCUUCCGCCGCCAAACCAUCCCCGUUUUGACAUUUGAGAUUCCGCGGAUUUAUCCGGUGAAGGUGAGCGGCAUGGAGAUCUCCCCCGACCCCGUCGUGCGCGGCAAGCCUGCCACCUUCAAGAUCUCCGCCUCCAUGGAGGUUAGAAGAGAAAAGAUCACCCUCAAGAUGAAGAUGCUCCAGGGCCUGGUGCCAGGAUGUAACAAGGUGAUUGGCAAAGCCCUCGAGAAGCCCCGCGAGCGCCUCUCAGUGCUACGGAUGGAGCAAGACAUUCUCAAGUUCCUCCGUGACCCUGGGCAGACGCAGUUCGAGUUCCAGGGCCUUCCGACUUCGUACCUGCAUCUUGCUGCGCACCGUCUGGCACAGCAUUAUUUCCUGAUAUCGAUCGCCCUGCCGGAUAACAGCUUGCCUGAUGGAACCAGUUCUCAGAUCAUCCUUCGUAAGACGUCUGCUGAAUGCCGAUUGCCUGUUGUCCGCCUAGCUGACAUUCCAGUUAAUUUGCCUCAAGAAGAGACCAGCGCUGUGGCCACCAAAGUAGCUAUUAAGCAAAGGCCUCGGAAGAAUCACCAUGGGGGCGCGGGUGCAGGUGCUAACUCUUCCAGAGGCAACCUUCAGAAAAGCGUUGAGGAGAGGAAAGAGGAAUACAACAGGGUACGUGCUCGCAUAUUUAACAACAUCAGUGGUAGCAGUAGUCCGGUUGAUGGAAGACCAGCUGAUGAAGUUGUUUUUCCCAACACCCUACAUAGGUCCACUUCCUUGGAGUUGAACCCAAACACCAGGUACGGUGAAUUGGCUGAAGCUACCCUUGAAAGGAGUUUGACUAGCACUGCAUCUAGCAGCAGAUCAAAUAAUAGAAGCAGGAUUGACAAGGAGCCUCCAGUCAAUAGAGGCAGGCAAGGCAAUAGGGUGGCGAUAUUUCGAGACCGUGACUCCGAUCGCAAGGAUCCUGAUUAUGACAGAAGCUAUGACAGGUUUGUUCCACAUAACAUGGCUUCUGUUUGUUGCUAUCUGAUCUGGGGUUUCCUGUGUCGUAAUAAAGAGUACCUGAUUUGUACCGUGCCUACAUUCAAUUGA